UGUUCCGCGCUGCCAUCGUCUUAAUCCUGAAUGCCUGUGCUGCUGUGGGGACGGUGUCUACGAUAGUGUACCGUAAUGGAACCUUGAUGGUGACGAUCCAGGAGGCCGAAGCUGGUUCCAAACUGCAGCUAAUGCGGCUCCGUCCUGAGGCCACCGGCUGUUCAGACAACGUAGGGGCGACCUUCGUCCUAGAGGAGCAGCCUAUUAAGGAUAACAACCAGAGGAUGAUGUUUCCCGCAGAAAACUUGCAGGCCAGGAUGUAUUUUGCACUGGUGCUGUCGCCGAGCGGAAAUUACACGACACUGUGGCCACAAGAACUCAGGAAUGAACAUGGUAUGCGCAGCCUGAAGGAACGAAAUAUUAUGUUAGUACAGUGUGUCUUAGAUGAAUCGUAAGCUGAACAGUUGGCAAGAUUGCGUAGCACACAACCAGCGCACGGACAACAGAGACAAGGAGAAGAAAGACAC
This is a messenger RNA of Dermacentor silvarum, 467 nucleotides long. RefSeq lists its product as uncharacterized. The transcript is spliced from 3 exons. NCBI's taxonomy places the organism in Eukaryota, Metazoa, Arthropoda, Arachnida, Ixodida, Ixodidae. The record is from RefSeq and is a predicted model, not a curated record. Bases 87 to 395 code for a protein of 102 amino acids.